UUUUUUUUUUUGGGUGAGAAAUCUUCUUUCUUGGUAGAGGGCAAGGGCAGCAAUGGCGGACGGGAAGAAAUCGAGAAAGAGGCAAAGGAAGAGCAAGGGCGGUGCCGGCCAGGAGGACGUCGCAGAGAAGAAAGCUGAGGAAGAGCCUCUCCAGAAGCAAGCGAAGGUGGAUGAGCAGAAGCACGUCGCCGUCGCCCUGGCAAGGCCACAACAGGAACCUCAGUCGGAGGACAACCACACACAACAGUCGCAGGGGCUAUCUUCGAACGCGCAACAGCCACAGCAAGAAAAGACAGAACAGACAUUCUACCAGCGAACCAAUCCGCACAAGCCCAGUGCGCUUCCUCAUCUCGCCUCUUCCCACACGCCCGCGAGAAAGUACACCGUGUCAGUCGCCCUGCCUGGGAGCAUUGUUCUCAAUGCCCAGACGCCCGAGCUACAGGCCAGGCUAGCUGGCCAGCUGGCGAGGACGUGCGCCAUAUUCAAUGUCGAUGAGAUCAUCGUCUUUGAUGAGGGUCAAGAUGAACAGGCCAACGACACGAGGAGAUUCCCGCCAAGGCCUGCUGCUAGAAAGUGGAAGGAGGAUGGCCAAGAGGAGGGCAUGGGUGAGGAAGGUGAACCGCAAGGCGAACGAAAGCCCUUCGAUGCCAACGGGUUCCUGGCCAGGAUUCUACAGUACGUCGAGACGCCCCAGUACCUCCGCAAGCAGCUCUUCCCUAUGCAUCGCGAUCUGAGGUUGGCCGGCCUCAUCGCGCCCCUCGACUGCCCUCACCACCUCCGCUACGAGGACGAGAGCGCGUACCGCGAGGGCAUCGUGCAGGAUGUCACGUCUUCCUCUGCGCCCUCCGCGGCAAAGGGAGCAAGCACAAAGACCGUCUACGUCUACGUGGGCUUCCGCGAUGCCCUAUCGUGCAGGGUGCCUUCCCACGUCGACGUGCCCGUCGGUGCGCGCGUCACUGUGCAAAUGCCUGGGCCUGGGGUGCAAUACCCGCGUAUCGUCUCGCCGCGUACGCCCGUCGAGCAGCUCGGCACCUUUUGGGGCUACCAAGUCCGGCUGGCUCGGGGCGGCGUGUCCGAGGUGCUCAACGACUGCCCGUGGUCGAGCAGCGCAGGCUACGACCUCGUCAUCGGCACUUCCGAGCGCGGCAGCAGCCUCAGUGCUCUGCUCGAGCAGACUUCUGCAGCCUCGGCAACAAAGGGCGAGCAGGGUAUCCCACCAUUUGAUCACGCCCUCAUCAUGCUCGGUGGUCUGAGUGGGCUCGAGGUGGCCGUGGAGCGAGACGCAAAGAUCCAUCUGGAUGCAGACGGCGCUUCCAGGCUCUUUGAUCUUUGGAUCAACGUCGUCGAAGGACAAGGCAGCCGGACGAUCCGGACCGAAGAGGCCCUCAUGAUCACGCUAGCAAGGCUCAAGACGGCGCUCGAAGCCACUGGGAGACGAUGAAAAGGCAACGCAUGCACUACUGUACAAUACCAGCCAUCGCUAGCUUGUC
Messenger RNA from Acaromyces ingoldii, 1490 nucleotides. Its product is annotated as DUF171-domain-containing protein. Bases 53 to 1441 code for a protein of 462 amino acids. The transcript has 2 exons. NCBI's taxonomy places the organism in Eukaryota, Fungi, Basidiomycota, Exobasidiomycetes, Exobasidiales, Cryptobasidiaceae. The record is from RefSeq and is a predicted model, not a curated record.